AUCGAUUAAUUAUGUUCCCGCGAAAAUGUUGAAAGUCGAGCCCGUUCCAAACAAAUGAUAGAAAUGUUGUGAAUACGUAAGAGCGAGAUAUGAAUGCUAGAAAAAGACCAAUGCGUUACGCCCAUUCAGAUGGCCACACGGACGUAUGCUACACUAAUAAUGGAAAGUACAUUCUUACAUGUGGAAUAGACGGAGACGUGAGAAUUUGGGCUGGCCUUGAAGAUGAUGAUCCAGCUUCACAUUGUGUGGGAGAACAAGCAUUUGCAGUUGUCCAUAAGAAUGAUCAUUAUUAUGUUGGAACUGACAAUAAUAAUGUACAAGCUUACACAUUCCCUGAAUCAGACAGAGAUGGGAUUAUAUCACGCUUCACUGCAGCUGUUACUCAUAUUGAUAUUAGUAGUGAUGGCAAGACAAUUGUUGCAGGGUCCAGUGAUACAGAGAUUCAUGUCAGCAAUAUUGGAACCUCAAAGACUACAAUUUUAACAGGACACAGAGCUCCUAUUCUUGGUGUUGCCUUGGAUCCAAAGGACAAAUAUGUGGCAUCAUCAAGCUGUGAUGGAACAGUACGCGUGUGGUCUAUUGAUGAUACCCAGACCAUAAUGUCUUGGAAUUGUGUUCCUGUAUGCAAUGCCUUCUUCGCAGCGAAGUGCCUAGGGCGUCCAUCAUGGCAGCCCAAGACAGGACGUUAUUUGGCUGUGCCUCAUGGAAGAGAGAUUCAAGCCUAUGAGAGAGGAACAUGGAAUAAAAUUUUAUCUCUAUCUCAUGACCAAGUAAAACAGGACUUUUCCAUCUCAGCAUUUUCCCCAUGUGGCAACUAUUUGGCAGGUUGUACAUCAGGUGGAGAUAUCUGUGUGUGGAAUUUAAAUCUUCAGACCUGUAUUAUGAGCACUCGGCAUGAUAAGGGAUACAGCAUAUGUGGACUGGCAUGGAACCCAAGUGGCAAUGGUGAGAUUGCUUACUGUGAUGUGAUGGGCCAAUUGGGCACUGUUGAGGACUGCAUUGCUUGCGCACCUGCCAUUUCUCAAGAUAACAGCACAUUUAUAACACAGGAGAAGACUAUGACUAUGGAUGACUUGAGAUAGCUUAACCCUGAUGAUGAUGAUGAUGAUGAUGAUGGUGAAAAUGUAAUUUCCUUGAAUAAAAUCAAAGCUGAACUUUCACAGCCAGCAUUUAUGGA
Messenger RNA from Cryptotermes secundus, 1177 nucleotides. RefSeq names its product WD repeat and HMG-box DNA-binding protein 1. Gene Ontology annotation, cellular component: nuclear replication fork. Lineage: Eukaryota; Metazoa; Arthropoda; Insecta; Blattodea; Kalotermitidae. The transcript is spliced from 7 exons. Gene Ontology annotation, molecular function: chromatin binding; protein binding. The coding region runs from base 90 to 1082 and encodes 330 amino acids. The record is from RefSeq and is a predicted model, not a curated record. Gene Ontology annotation, biological process: DNA-templated DNA replication; DNA repair; mitotic cell cycle.